Nerophis lumbriciformis (worm pipefish) is the source of this 1392-nucleotide messenger RNA. Lineage: Eukaryota; Metazoa; Chordata; Actinopteri; Syngnathiformes; Syngnathidae. The record is from RefSeq and is a predicted model, not a curated record.
AUGGAAGUAAGCGCGGAGCAGCCCCGCUGGAUGUCGCACCACCCGGCCGUGCUGAACGAGCAGCAUCCCGGCUCGCACCACCCGGGCCUCGGCCACUCCUACAUGGAGCCCGCGCAGUACCCGCUGGCCGAAGAUGUGGAUGUACUAUUUAAUAUCGACGCCCAGGGCAACCACGUCUCGCCCUACUACGGCAACUCUGUGCGGGCCGUGCAGAGGUACCCGCCGCCCCCGCACAGUAAGUAUACACGCAGCCAAGUGUGCCGGCCGUCGCUGCUGCACGGCUCGCUGCCGUGGCUGGAGGCGGCGGGCGGCAAAGGCAUCGGCGCGCACCACGGCGCUUCCCCGUGGAACCUCAGCCCCUUCCCCAAGAACCCCCUCCACCACCACGGCUCCCCGGCCGGCCUGUCCGUCUACCCCCCGGCGUCGUCUUCGUCCUCGUCGUCGUCGUCGCUGUCCGGGGGCCACUCCAGCCCGCACUUGUUCACCUUUCCGCCCACCCCGCCCAAGGACGUGUCGCCGGACCCGGGCCUGUCCACGCCGGGUUCCGGGGGAGGCGGCGGGGGACGGCCCGAGGACAAGGAGUGCGUCAAGUACCAGGUGACGCUGGCCGACAGCAUGAAACUGGAGACUGCUCACGGCCGCGGGGUGGCGGCGGCGCUCGGACCCGGCCCCCCCGGCUCCUCGGCGGCGGCGGCGGCGGCCCACCACCCCAUCGCCACAUACCCACCCUAUGUCCCCGAAUACGGGCCAGGCCUCUUCCCACCAAGUAGCCUGAUAGGUGGGUCCUCUUCUACUUAUGGUUCCAAAACAAGACCAAAAACAAGGUCGUGUUCAGAGGGCAGAGAGUGCGUCAACUGCGGCGCCACGUCGACCCCGCUGUGGCGGCGGGACGGCACGGGUCACUAUCUGUGUAACGCCUGCGGCCUGUACCACAAGAUGAACGGGCAGAACAGGCCCCUGAUCAAGCCCAAGCGGCGGCUGUCGGCGGCCAGGCGCGCGGGUACGUCGUGCGCCAACUGCCAGACCACCACCACUACGCUAUGGAGGCGAAACGCCAACGGCGACCCCGUCUGCAACGCCUGCGGACUCUACUUUAAGCUGCACAAUAUCAACCGACCUCUGACCAUGAAGAAGGAAGGCAUCCAGACGCGCAACCGCAAGAUGUCCAGCAAGUCCAAGAAGAGCAAAAAGUCCCUGCAGGACGGCGGCAUGGACGACUUCUCCAAGAGCCUGAUGGACAAGAGCAGCUCCUUCAGCCCGGCCGCCCUCUCCCGCCACAUGUCCUCCUUCCCGCCCUUCUCGCACUCCGGCCACAUGCUCGGCACCCCCACGCCCAUGCACCCCUCCUUCGCGCCCCACCACCCGUCCAGCAUGGUGACGGCCAUGGGCUAG